AAAUAUUGCCACAUUCAUUCCCUGUGCUGUGACGGCCCUGGCUCUAACACCUCUGUUCUCUUGGUUUACCCCUCAGGUUCUGGGGAUAAAGGUAGAGUCCAAGGACGUGACUCUGAAGCUGUGCCUCAUUAGAUGUAUCUCCAUGAUAGGACUGGCCAUCUGUAACAGCUCCCAGGCCGGAUUCUUCCAGUUCAGCCGCAAGUCAGAGCUGAUUUCCCAGCUAGUGGAGUUUCUGAAGCUGGAGCCGUGGGACAGCCUGAAAUCCGGCCUACGCCACAGCACGCUUGUCGCCUGUUCUUACCUGGUCAAACUGGAACCUCCUCUGAGUGACAGCAGUAAGACGGAGCUGAUAAAUACGGCCCUGUCCAGCGUCUUUUCUCUUCCACCUCUCGAUACCGAGGACGUGGGCAAAUUACACAAAGAGGCGCUGUACCAUGACACAUUGGAGGCUUUGAAAGACCUUCUGAAGGGUCUUAUUCUUUGGAAUCUGACUCCUCGGGGACUUCAGGACAUCUUCCAGAUCCUGAAUCCAUGGAUUAAAUCCAGUAAGGAACAUGAACGUCAGCGAGCCGUAGACAUCAGCGCCGACCUCCUGCACUUCUACCUGCUGAAGCUCAAUGUCAAUUGCGUGGUACCGUUCUACAACCUGGGGCUGCUGAUUGGCCGUUUGUCCACUCGCUGUUCAGACUCCGUCCCCUCCGUGCGCCAACGAACCGUAGAUUGUAUCUACUAUCUGCUGUACAUUCAGCUGAGAUAUGAAG
Messenger RNA from Pseudophryne corroboree (corroboree frog), 761 nucleotides. RefSeq names its product maestro heat-like repeat-containing protein family member 1. NCBI's taxonomy places the organism in Eukaryota, Metazoa, Chordata, Amphibia, Anura, Myobatrachidae. The annotation marks the transcript as partial. The transcript is spliced from 7 exons. Gene Ontology annotation, cellular component: cytoplasm. The record is from RefSeq and is a predicted model, not a curated record.